CGACCUGCAAACCUUCCACCCCCAACAUCCUGUGACAACCAUGGCAACCCGCUCGACUGCACGCUUCGAGCGUGAGCAGGUCAACGAUGACAUGCUUGAAGUCGCAUCUCAACUCUUCACCGAGAAUUACGGAAUUUGGGCCCGGACUGGCGGGCGCCCCUUUGGUAAACCAGGUACUCGCAUCAAAAUGACCGCACCCCGCCUACGGGCUCAGUGUCUUCCCGAAGGAUCGCGCAGCUGCUAUGUGAGAGCCACUGUCGACGGCGUCCUGGCAGGUCACGUCUUUGCGUGCCGCUGGCGAUACGGAGAUCUUCAGGUUUGCUGGAUUACCCAGCUCGUCGUUCAUCGCGACUAUCGUGAGCGCCGCCUCGCAACGACUCUCCUCCUGGCACUCCACGACCCCGAUGACGACGUCUUUGGCAUUAUGAGCUCUCACCCGGCUGCCUGUAGGACCCUUGCGAAAGCCUUUGGAAGUUUCGAAUUUUCCCGUACCCCCUUGGAUUUCGCCCGGCAACACACUGCUGGCGUUCUCGCAGCAUCUCCAGUCAGCUACAUCAAGGAUGCGAAACCAUGCGGAAGCCUCUUCCACCCUGCGGACACAACUGGGCUUACGUGUGGUGUCAAUUCGAACUUUUUUGUCGAUCAUGCAGAGCCCCUUGAGGCCCUCAAGCGGGCGAAGGAGUCCAGAGGAUGGCCGCUUGGCGAUUUGCCUGAUGGACACGAGUUUCUGCUCUUGUUUGACGUGGCGCACAGAAGGGGAUCACCACAGGGUUCAAACUAGGAACAGCUAUGGUCAGAUAAUGAUGGUGUUAGAUAUUCAGGGAUAGAAAGUGGCGGCAUCACAGAGAGCUUUGAGAAACAGAAAAAAGUGACUUUUGCUGGUUCGCUCCAGCAAAUUGCGUGGCUUGGUAGAGCCAGGUGAGCUCUGCCGGUACCACCUCACUCUAGGUAAACUACCUACCUACGCAUUCAUGUAGUGUGAUGGGGCCAACGGUCCACCUGGAGUUUAGUACCGUAGGGUAGAGCUUUUGCUAGCUUAAGAGGUCUCUACUUAAGGCGUUAAGUCAGCUUGAAAAAUAAGACGGC
This is a messenger RNA of Ilyonectria robusta, 1086 nucleotides long. RefSeq lists its product as uncharacterized. Gene Ontology annotation, molecular function: acyltransferase activity, transferring groups other than amino-acyl groups. The record is from RefSeq and is a predicted model, not a curated record. Bases 41 to 781 code for a protein of 246 amino acids. Lineage: Eukaryota; Fungi; Ascomycota; Sordariomycetes; Hypocreales; Nectriaceae. The transcript is spliced from 3 exons.